Vitrella brassicaformis is the source of this 1201-nucleotide messenger RNA. The record is from the annotation of a GenBank genome assembly. Lineage: Eukaryota; Vitrellaceae.
GUCAGGGCGUGGGCGCGGCAGUCGGGGUCGCGGGAAGCCACGCGGCCGAGGGAGAGGGCGAGGCGGUUCAUCUGCGGAAGACAUCAUGGCACGCAACCGGGAGAUGGACUGGGACGAAAGUGAGGAAAGCAGAUGCAAUCACUGAGGACAAGACACACGAUGCAUCAUCCAGCCUUUGGUUUGGCUGUGGUUGUGGUUGUGGUCGUGUCUGUGUGUGUGUGUGUGUGUGUGUGCCAGUUCGCGAGCAGCGUGAGGAGGUGAAGGCCAAGAAGGCCAAGGAGCUGCUGGGCGAAGGCGACGAGGAGGAGGAAGACGACCUCGAAUUCGACCAAGAGGCAGAAGAGGAGGAACAGGUGGGAGAUGCACACACCCGCCGACAGGCAGGCAGACACAUGCCUGCACAUGCCUGCCUGCAUGUGUGUGUGUCUGGUUGUUGUUGUGUCCACACAGGAGGAGGUCAAGGAGAAAGAAAAGAAGGUACGCAUUAUAUGCCAUGGCCCUCGCUCAUCAAUGCACUCAUCACUGGUCGUCCUACCGUCUUGGCUUUGGUCCCCAGAACGCCGUAGGCGAGCUGAUUGACGUCGAGAACCCCAACCGUUCGAAGCGCAUUGAGGAAAAGGCCGGUGUGGAGCUGACGAGAAAACAGAAGGAGGAGCUCGAGAAACAGAAAAAGAAGGCCGCAUAUGAGGUGACCACACAGACACACACACACACACACACACCAGCACCAGCACCAGAGUCACGUGCAGAUCGACCUAUAUGGACACACCUCUUGUCGCGUGUUUGUCAUUUUGCGUUCAGAAAGCCCACCGUGAGGGCAAGACCGUCGAGGCGCAGGCAGACCUCGCCAGGUGAGCCAGAGCAGAAGAGCAGCAAAUGUGGGUGCCAUCAGUGAGGACUCCACUGUGUGUGUGUGUGUGUGUGUGUAUGUGACAAAGGCUGGAGGAGGUGAAGCGUCGCCGCGAGGAGGCCAAGAAGAAGAGGGAGGACGAUGCCAAACAAAAGGAAGACACCAAGUCAGUCUCACGCACACAUACACGAUGGAUAGAUGGAUGGAUGGAUGGAACCAGUUUCUGCCUUACGCAGCAAGCCAUGCAUGUGUGUGGGCUGAUGGGUGUUUCAGGAUGAACACGCGGAUGGCGCAGCUGAACCUCGGCAAGCGGUAGACCCGGCCCCCCACCCCCCCACUGCAGAUGCGGCC